UUCACAACUUAAGGACGUUAAAGGCAUCCAAACGACCCCUCACAGUCACGCAGGUAGGCCGUUUGUGUAGCCAACUUAACGAUCAGAUUGAGCCUGAUUUUCAAGACAAGGCGUCUACACAGCGUAGAUCGGUUGAUGAACAUGUCCUGUCUCACACGGCAUUCUUCCUCGUUCCCUGGACAUGGACAUCCUUAAAAGUGACUUGUCCAGCGCAUACAAACGACGCCCAACACUCAACACUCGUCUCCCUCUUCUACUCUGAAAGAAACAGUAUUCUACCCAGAAGAGAGAGAGAGAGAGAGAGAGAGAGAGAGAGAGAAUGAGGUGUGGAGGAAAGCGAGGGAGGGUGGCGUACUUUCUAUACAGAGCAGCGAGCAGAGGUCUCUCCCCUUUUCUCUUCUUUCAUCUCCAAUGGCGGAAGCUCCGCGGCCUCGAACACCCUCUCCGCUGGCCAGAGCGUCUUGGCCAUCCUUCCUCUCCUCGCCCUCCUGGUCCCCUCCUCUGGUUCCAUGCCGUCUCCCUUGGUGAAGGAAUGGCAACGAUUCCGGUUAUCAAGCAUUGUAAUCAGCAACAACCCAAUUUCACCAUCUUGAUGACUACGACAACCACUUCAGCUUUUGAAGUGAUCAAGGACAGACUUCCAAAUGGUAUCAUAUAUCAGUUUGCCCCAAUUGACACUCCUGCAGCGGUGGAUGCUUUCCUCGGGUAUUGGAAACCGAAUGCGGUCUUUCUAAUGGAAAGCGAACUCUGGCCAAAUCUUAUUGUCUCUGCUUCUGAGAAAGGAAUUUUAGUGGCGUUACUGAAUGCUCGGAUUUCUGCUAAAUCCUUCAAAUUUUGGUCGGGACCAACAGCACUGCCUUUGAUUUCAUUGAUGUUGUCAAAAUUUUCCUUGAUUGCCCCAUUGAGCACGCUAGAGGCAAUCCGUUUUCAGCUGCUGCAAGCACCGCCCUUUAUUAUCAAUUUUGCUGGUGACUUGAAAUACGCUGUAGGGGAUGUUGAUGUUUCUGAGAAAGAGAAUAGCAAGAUAGAAGAUCUGCAGCUACAGCUUGCCGACAGGCCAGUUUGGAUGGCAGCUUCCAUACACAAGGGUGAAGAUGAAGUCAUGAUAUUGGUACACAAAGCACUAAUUCGAAUAUACCCAAGUGUGGUCACUAUUAUCGUUCCCCGGAAUCCACAACAUGGAAGACAGAUUUCUCUAGCUUUGCAGAGAGAAGGGCUGCAUGUUGUCUUGAGGUCUCAAACUGAAAAAAUUUUGCCAAGCACAAAUUUCUAUGUGGUGGAUACAUUAGGUGAACUAAGAAGCUUGUAUAGGUUAACUCCAAUUGCUGUGCUUGGAGGUUCCUUCUUACCUGGUUUAGCUGGUCACAACAUAUCCGAGGCUGCAGCAGCUGGUUGUGCUGUUUUGACUGGUCCUUAUGUUGGGCACUUCUCUCAUAUGGUACUAGAAAUGCAACAAUUGAAUCAUUUGUCUGUUAUGCAGGUCUCUUCAAAAGAGCUAAUGGGAGCCCUCAACAUGCUCCUUGGUAAUGCUGAAGCAUUGGAAGCGCAUCGCCUGGCUGCAAAACAAGCAUUUUUGGCCUUGUCCAGUGGGGUUGUCAGAAAUGUUUGGAAUCUCAUCGAUGCCCAUGUCUUGAAAGGGCUUCUCGGAAACUAGAGCAAGUUUCAUGGGGCAACAAGCAUUUUUUAUGUAAAUAUUGACUUGGAAGUGGUUCUCUUUCAGCAAAGCCGACUGCAGGUAUGGCCCUUCCAUGGUAUGAGCCAUCAGUCAUACAUGUGUGGUUCUUAAAACAGCCCAUUCUGGCAUUACCACCACACAAAUGUAAAGAGAUAAUAUCUCUUCCUCAUUUCACUUCUUCUUUUGUUAUGUUUCUUUUCCUCUCUUCUCCGAAAGUACGCCUAGCCAAGAUUCGGCCAUGGACUAGUCUCAUCAGGUCAAAAGCCAAGCCCGCGGAAAUGUGAUUUCCUCCAGUCCAUCCGGGUGAUUGGCCAGGCCAUUGCACAGCCCGGUUUGAAGCCUGCCACCUAUUCCUCUGUAAAAUCCAGCUGGCCCUUUUGGUUUUUUCCACAACUCCCUCACAUUUCUUCAUUUUUGUCUUCUUUUGCUCCCAUUUUGGCUAAGGUAAGAUAUGCCAUUUUGUUGUCCUUUUGGACACAUGUUACUUGGCCCCAUCCGAGCCAUUGGAUUGAUUCAUUAUCCCUCUUUCAUUCAUGUACAGCUUGAUCUUGAUGGCAAAAAGGGGAUCCUUGGUGUUGAUGCCAUGAGGGGCCUUUUGUUUUGGCAGACCAUCCCUAUGAAGGUGGGCCCUCCACUAGCCAUCUGGACUGCUGGAUUUUUCGAUCCUUUCAUUUGGGAGGUUAAUCUCAAGUUGUGAGGGCGAGCCCCACUAGCCCUGCUCUAUCCCUGCUUGAUUAUCAAAACCUUGUGGUCUUUGUUAAGAACCCUUCUUAUGACUUCCUUUCCUCUGCAAUUCCACCCCAUGGCCUACUAUUCAUCACCAGAUAUUGCAGAGUCUGAUGCCUUUGCUGACUUUUCGCUCUGUUGGGCCAUUCUUGACGAUCACAAAGCGAAUAAGUGGUAUUUUGGGGAGCACUUAUUCUGGCAGCUGACCGGCACCCAUAGGGUUCCCUUGAUGCCUCCCUGGGACCAAACUGGGCCAUCAUCCCAAAUCAGGAGUUCUUUGCGGUGGCCACAGGAGUCUGCAAUUUCAUCAUUGUAAACAAGGACUAUACUACCUAGUAUGCUCGAUUCGGGACAAGCUGUAUUUUGGACACGGUUCAUGCUUUCUGUGGGUUCUGAUUUGCAAGUGGUGAUGUGGUGAAUUGGACUGCUAGGGUGUUGGGAACCCUUCCUGCAUGCCAUGGGUCCACUGAGCACUCGAAAAGUGGCUUGCAGUCAAGUGGUUGCCAGUUCACACUUUCAAGUUUCAGCCACGACACUCUUGCCUGAAGUGGUUGCAUCGAUGCAAUGAAGAUUUGACUGAGAGUGAGCUAGUUGACUUUCACGAGCUGGGUUUCUGGGAGGUCUUGCACUUGUGUUUGGGUGAGCCUUGAUUGGUGCAUGUUGGGUGCUGCUUCGUACCACUGGGUCCUGGCCUUGAAUCUCUUUGCAUUUAACAACGUGGAGCUCGAUCCAUCUCUCGGGUAGUUUUCUGAUUGACUAGCCUCUUGCUGCGCCGGGAUUCUUUUUUUUUUUUUUUUUUUUGGUGGUUCCCAUCGGUGCACGUGGUUAGAGAGGCUGAUUUGCACUAGUUCUUCGGUAUUCAGGUGACCUUGCCGACUUUGGGUUGUGCUGGAGGCGCUUUGCCUUUUUACCCUCAACAUGUUGUAUGAUGGUUUCUCUGUCAAUCGAGGAACUUCUUGGUCCUUACGCAUUGUAUAUUGUCAGAACACCCUGAUAUUUUGCAUUCUGGCUGACUUGUUAUUUUCAGGCUGGCGCUGACCUUUGGUUUUGACCUCGUUUGAGGCACUCCAACACAUUAUCUACUGGCAGAGCAUCAUGCCCCUUGUGUUGGCCAAGACUCUCCAUGGCCUGACCAUGUGCAUAGGUCACACACAUACCCGUUGAGGCUACUAUACAUUCCUCCAAGUUAUUUCCUUCUAUCCCUGUCCAUUUUGAAUUUGCAUAUGUUAAUGUUUGCUCCUUUCGGGCCUGACUUUAGGAGCACCUAGGCUUCAGAGCUGAGAGGUUCAUUGAGACACUCCAUGGUUACAUCGGUUUCUCAUGAUUUGUGCUGCGGAUCACACAUUGCUCUUGCUGGUGGGGUUUCAGGGUACUUUUUGUACCACUUGAUUUAGUUCCUACAUCAGUUUGAAUAUCUGCAGGAUGUUCUCCUCUUCGCUUACUCAGGUAUUGGUCAUCCCGUCAUUCCAUGGUGCACUCAUUGCCUUCGCAGCAGGGUGUCUGUCUGGACUGACUGCCUCGAUGAGGUAGCCCUCAACUUGGAGUUAUUCCCUGGCGAUGGAGGUGUAUCAUCAUUGAGUUGCUGCACCAGUGGUAGUCCAAAAUCUUCAGGGGUGGCAGCUGAUCCGUGACAGUGAGGUAAUUGAUACAAUGGGUACCACCUCGUCCUUGCCUUCCAACCUGGCUGCCAUGACUGAGUCUUACUAGGCUUUCGAGGAGUGUUCUUUUGUGGACCCUAACUUCUUGGUGGCUACACAUGGCCACCUCCCUUCCUAGAUAUCCUGCUUGCGACGCACUUGUAAUGAUCAGGCGGCGCAAAUUGCCUACAUGAGGUGCAAGGGAGACAACUCAACUUUCAGUUCUAGCUGGAUGAGUUUCGUUACCUGUGGGAAGAGAACGAGAAGCUUAGGCACAAAAUGGAGGAGUUAAGAGUGUGAGGAGAGAGGUUCACCAUUGUCAUUUGGAGAGGGUCCAGAUGAAAUGCGCUCAUGAGUGGCGUCAAAGGCUGGACGAGGGUCUUUGUAGGGAUUGAAGGUUUUCUUUAUUUUUGUACUGAAGUCAUAUGUGCGUUCACACUUUAUUUUAUUAUGCAUAAGAGAUGUAAGGCUUUUAUUAAGCUUGAAAUUAAAAACUUUUUCAAA
Molecule: messenger RNA, 4542 nt
Organism: Magnolia sinica
Lineage: Eukaryota; Viridiplantae; Streptophyta; Magnoliopsida; Magnoliales; Magnoliaceae
Product: probable 3-deoxy-D-manno-octulosonic acid transferase, mitochondrial
Exons: 13
Coding region: 320-1654 (444 amino acids)
Biological process (GO): lipid A biosynthetic process
Cellular component (GO): plasma membrane
Molecular function (GO): transferase activity
Source: RefSeq, a predicted model, not a curated record